ACGCUCCUCAAAUGCCUUCUCAUCCCCACCUACCAUUCCACGGAUUUUGAAGUGCACCGAAACUGGCUUGCUAUCACUCACACUUUGCCAAUAUCUCAGUGGUAUUAUGAGAGAGAAAGAAAGAAUGGGCACGCCAGGGCCUUCAGCUGCUACAAACGAACUCCAGACACGUGUGCCCCCUUGUGCAUGUGCGACACUGCGUGCUUGCAUCACUGUGCAUGUGGCUCUGUGGGACCUGAGAUUAGAACACGACUUCUUAGGCUUUGCAGGCUACCUCAGAGUGGACCUUGGAUUAUCCCCCGUUUUUUGCAUGGUUUGAAUAUGUGUUAUCACAUGCUGCCAAAUAUUUUGAUCAAGAGAUGCUUAAUGUCCAUAAUCUGAACUACUCCAGCCCAAGGACCUUACUUUUCCAGCGGCUUUCCGUCAUCUUUACAGAUGCACUCUUCGUGUAUGCUGUUCAUGAGUGCUGCAAAUGCAUUGAUGGGAAAAAAACAAGUAAAGAACUUACAGAGAAGCCAAAGUUUAUUCUAUCAGUGUUACUGCUGUGGAACUUUGGGCUGUUAAUUGUGGACCAUAUUCAUUUCCAGUACAAUGGGUUUUUAUUUGGAAUAAUGCUACUCUCCAUUGCGCGGUUAUUUCAGAAAAGACAUAUGGAAGGAGCAUUUCUUUUUGCCGUCCUCCUACAUUUUAAACACAUCUACCUCUAUGUAGCACCAGCUUACGGUAUAUAUCUGCUGCGAUCUUACUGUUUUACUGCAAGCAAGCCAGAUGGCGCUGUCCGGUGGAGCAGUUUCAGCCUUGUCCGGGUUAUUUCCCUGGGACUGAUUGUUGUCCUGGUUUCCGCCCUUUCACUAGGUCCUUUCAUAGCCUUGAAUCAGCUGCCUCAAGUCUUGUCCCGACUCUUUCCUUUCAAGAGAGGCCUUUGCCAUGCAUACUGGGCUCCAAACUUCUGGGCUUUGUACAACGCUGUGGACAAAGUGCUGUCUGUCGUUGGUUUGGAAUUGAAACUUCUGGAUCCCAAUCAGCUCCCCAGGGCCUCAAUGACAAGUGGCUUGGUUCAGCAGUUCCAGCACGCAGUCCUUCCCUCAGUCACUCCCUUGGCAACUCUCUUCUGCACACUGGUGGCCAUAUUGCCUUCUGUUUUCUGUCUUUGGUUUAAACCCCAAGGGCCCAGAGGCUUUCUUCGCUGCCUGGUUCUUUGUGCUCUGAGCUCCUUCAUGUUUGGGUGGCAUGUCCACGAAAAAGCCAUACUGCUUGCAAUUCUCCCAAUGAGCCUUUUGUCAGUGGAAAAAGCAGGAGAUGCUUCGAUUUUUCUGAUUCUGACGACAACAGGACAUUAUUCCCUCUUCCCUCUGCUCUUCACUGCACCAGAACUUCCCAUUAAAAUCUUACUCAUGUUGCUAUUCACCAUUUAUAGUAUUUCCUCACUGAAGACCUUGUUCAGAAAAGAAAAACCUCUUUUUAAUUGGAUGGAAACUUUCUACCUCCUUGGCCUGGGGCCCCUGGAGGUCUGCUGUGAAUUCAUAUUCCCACUCACCUCCUGGAAGGUAAAGUUCCCCUUCCUCCCUCUGCUACUGACCUCAGUGUACUGUGCAUUGGGCAUCGCCUACGCCUGGCUCAGGCUCUAUGUCUCAGUGGUGACUGGCUGUCUUGUCAGCAAGACAAAGAAGCAAUGAAUAAAGGAACUACUUGGAAGGAGGCCAAGCAAUUAUUUCAUGGGAAAUUAAUCAGAACUCAAAGACAGUUGCUGGUGGCAUGAUCCAUUCAUUUCAGGGGAUCUGUUCAGAGGACUGUUCUUCCACAUUUGGCCUUGCCCUGCCUAGCAACCUGAUUGUUACCAUGGUGAGAAGCCACUUGCCCUCCAUAAGCAGUGAAAACACAUCUGAAAAAAAAAAGUCUCGCCUUCCUCGGACUGCUAUGCCUACUGAGGUAAUCAGGGAUGUGAUUAGCAGCAUAAUUGUUUAUAGCCUGUGCUGGCCAUCAGGAUUUGUAAAGCAUAAUCAGAUCCUAUACUGAGGGAAUAUAAAUAAAAUACCAUUUUGUAUUGAA
Molecule: messenger RNA, 2049 nt
Organism: Jaculus jaculus (lesser Egyptian jerboa)
Lineage: Eukaryota; Metazoa; Chordata; Mammalia; Rodentia; Dipodidae
Gene: Alg8
Product: ALG8 alpha-1,3-glucosyltransferase
Exons: 14
Coding region: 360-1676 (438 amino acids)
Biological process (GO): protein N-linked glycosylation
Cellular component (GO): endoplasmic reticulum membrane
Molecular function (GO): dolichyl pyrophosphate Glc1Man9GlcNAc2 alpha-1,3-glucosyltransferase activity
Source: RefSeq, a predicted model, not a curated record